Molecule: messenger RNA, 3682 nt
Organism: Chanos chanos (milkfish)
Lineage: Eukaryota; Metazoa; Chordata; Actinopteri; Gonorynchiformes; Chanidae
Gene: lonrf2
Product: LON peptidase N-terminal domain and ring finger 2
Exons: 12
Coding region: 768-3113 (781 amino acids)
Molecular function (GO): ubiquitin protein ligase activity; protein binding
Source: RefSeq, a predicted model, not a curated record
GCAGGUAGGCUCUCGAAACGGAACAUUAGAACGAUGAACUGUUUUACAGCCAGUGCCCAGGAGUGUGUCGGUGGGAUUACGCAAAGUGGUGUUUCGCCGGAUAGUCUCAGGUCUUAUACAAAAACAAAUAUCCGACGUUAAAACAAUCACUGGAUCUUGGUAGAGGACGGGAAAGCGUAUGUUACUGACAAUGGAAUGAGAGAACUUCAUUCGCGGAAGUAGAUCAAGUUAACUAAUGCUUCUACAUUUCCUCUAUAUGUAUUUUUAGGCUAAAAACGUUUAGCAGCCAUGUCGUUGGUAAAAUUCACCAAGGCGCAACGGUAGAUCUGAAUGGCUUUAGUCCGGGUAGCAGCUAUAUUUUACAUUAACAUCAUAUUUUCAAAAUGCACAACAAAUAGCUUGGCCAGGUUGUGUAUUCUGACUAAAUACGUACAGGUCGUCUAGUCAUGCUACUUUUUAUGUACCACUAUUUAGAAGCAGUGGUAGACCAAGUACAAGACUGAAUAUCAUGUAGCGUUGUAAAGGUAAAAUUCGCCUGUUCAUUUGGGGGCAAAUCGAUGACCUCGUUUUGUUUUUGUUUUGUUUUUUUCUUGCAUUGAAGCCUUUUUGAUAACAAAUUUGAAACCCUAGUCUCACACUUGGACAGGACAGUCCAACUGCACCCUGGAAAAACCACCAAAGCUUGUGUAACCUGGACCCCAACCGAACUGAAUAUUCUCUCAAUUCCCCCUCACUUUUUGGUAUAACCUAGAAGAACCUCACAGAAGAUGGAUGCUGGAAUCCAAAACCAUGAGGAGCACUUUGUGCACGAAAUUUCCAAUCCCGGAGCCCCGGGUUUGUGUCCCGAAAUGCUGGAGGUUGCUGACGAGGCUUGCCAGGCUGGAAACUUCGACCUGGCCGUGGAGAUUUACUCCUCUCAACUGGCCGAUCUUCAUCAACCGGAUCGAGGUCUCUGUCUGCGCAAAGCAGAUGCCUUGGCCAGGGCUGGUCGCAUAGCCGAGGCACUAGAUUCAUAUUGCAUAGCCGCAAAUCUUCAGAGGCUAAGACCCGACGAAAUAGGGUUACUUGUAGAAAGCAUUGCGCGAACAGUUCGCUUGAAAGAACAGGGCGAUUGUAAAAAUACUAGUCAUGAAAACAUAUUAAGUGCAAGGUCAAGUGGAAAUGGGGGCUCUGGUGUGGAUGUAGAUGAUAUCGAAGACGAUCAGUGCUUGGAUAUGUUUUCUUGUAGAAUUUGCAAGUGUUUACUGACCGAACCAACAACUUUAGAGUGCGGUCAUACUUUCUGCAAACGGUGUUUAGAGGGCGGCGAGAUGAAAGAGUGCAAAAGUUGCCACACGAAACAAAACAAACCUGCCGGAGACUGCCAGGGAAACGGGCUAAGAGUGAACGUAGUAUUGAGCGGCCUGUUGGAGAAAUGGUUCGACUCCGAGACUAAAUCAAGACGAUUAUGGUUAGAAGGGGAAAAUCUAUGGAGAAAACAGCAACUCUCUGACGCUCUGGAGAAGUACAGCAAAGCAAUAGAACUAGUGAAGGGUACGUGUGGGCUGCUGUGUCGCCGUGCCGAGCUGCACAUGGAGAUGAAGAACUUCAGCCAAGCCGCCCAAGACGGCGACAGCAUGUGUCGGCUAAAACCCACGUCACCAAAGGCUCAUUAUGUCAAAGCCAAGGCUCUGAGUGGACUGGGCCGCAGCGAAGAAGCCCUUCAAGAGUACUUGUACUGUGUCGCUCUGAAACCAGACUGGACCGCGGUUAAACACGAAGCCCAGAAGGUGUUGAGUGAAAUGUUCUCAUCGGUGUUUGAAAACGACAGUCUGGCCACAUCCCUGCAUCCCCCUCAGACUGGAGCCUCCCCCCGAAUGAAGCCUGCCUCUCUCAUCAGCUCCCUGCACUCCGCCCUGCCCAGGGACAACCAGAAAGCCUGCUGCUCCAAGGCCUCGGCGUUCGGUUCCACCCAAACCUGCGACAGUGGCGGUGACUCCGGACUGAGUUCCUCUCCGUUAAACCAAACGGGGUUUCCCGGUGAGGAGCCCAAGAGCCUGACAGCUAUCCUCUCUUCACUUCCUGUCCCAAGGAGCCUUAAAAGGAAACGCUCCAGUGACUCUAACAGCUUUGCCCCACCCAGCAAAGUGCUCAAACAAGACGGAGCAUGCUCUUCAUUAGCUCCUGCUGCACAGAUUCUCGGUGGAAGAGUUGUGCCGCCUCAUCUCCUGGACAGCGCGGACAUGGAGUGUUCUCUCUGUAUGAGAUUAUUUUAUGAGCCCGUCACCACUCCCUGUGGUCACACCUUCUGCCUCAAAUGCCUGGAACGCUGCCUGGAUCACAACUCCAACUGCCCUCUGUGCAAGGAGAACCUUUCAGAGUACCUGGCCACGAGGGGCUACCAGAAGACGUUUCUGAUGGAGGAGGUGCUACAGCGCUACCUCAGCGAAGAGCUGGCAGAGAGGAAGAGAGUGCACGAGGACGAGAUGAAAGAACUGUCAAACUUGAACCAAGAAGUGCCCAUCUUCGUCUGCACCAUGGCUUUUCCCACAAUCCCCUGCCCGCUGCACGUCUUCGAGCCGCGGUACAGGCUGAUGAUUCGCCGCUCCAUGGAAACGGGAACGAAACAGUUUGGAAUGUGUAUCGCUGACGAGCUGAAAGGGUUUGCUGAUUAUGGUUGCAUGCUUGAGGUGCGUGAUGUGAAGUUCUUCCCUGACGGACGCUCUGUGGUGGACACCAUAGGAGUGACCCGAUUCAAAGUACUGAGUCACGGCCAGAGAGAUGGCUACCAUACUGCUAAGAUCGACUACCUGGAGGACAAGAAGGUGGAGGGGGAGGAGCUGACGGAGCUGCUGAAGUUACAUGACUCUGUGUAUGAUCAGGCCACGUCCUGGUUCACUUCCCUCAAAGACAACAUGAAGACUCAGAUUCUCAGUCACUUCGGCCACCUGCCCAGCAAAGACCCCGAGCCACAGGGGAACCCCAGCGGGCCAGCUUGGUGCUGGUGGCUGUUGGCGGUUCUUCCGCUGGAGAACCGUGCCCAGCUCACCAUCCUGGCCAUGACCUCUCUGAAAGAUCGCCUCAUCGCCAUCCGCCGCGUCCUCAUCUUUGUCACCCGCAAGCGGCCCCGGUGACGGACGGCCCACCUCGCCUAACCGCCUCCCGGCCCUCCUCUCCUUUAAACGAGGACCCAGGCUGAGGCCUCCUGCUUCCGGAGAGUUCCAAGGGGAACCACUGGAAAAAAAAAAAAAAUCCUCCACCAGCCUCUCCUCUGACUCCGUUUUUGUUCGUUCUCCGCUGCCUAGAAAAAAAUCACCGUCCAACUCUGAAGUGUAGCGACCAGUGGUGCUUUUGCAAGUAGAAGAACAGCGUCUGACUCUCAGAAAAGAUUCAGACACGAUCGUAAACCGAGCGGUUUCAGAGCGUCUGUGGCGAAUCACCGAUCGACAUUUGGCGACGAGCUGUUCGAGCCGUUCGAUUUUCGCGGCGGUUCGUUUAUCACGGUAUUAGAUUAGAAGGACACUUCAAAGAUCCAUCUAUCGCACACGUUAUCAAGAGGCCGUCGAGUUUUACACUUUCGUCACAACGAGGUGACUCCGUUGCACUCAUUGGUUACAGCCUCGUUCGGUUCGUUUAGCGCUACGAUAACCGUUUUCUUCAGUAGAGCUGAUUUUUUUUUUUUUUUUUUUUUUUUUUUUUUUUU